UCCAACCAGAGCCACUGGGCAUGCGCGGGCGCUGUCCCCGCCCCGUCCCCGGAAGUCCCUGGUCACUGCGCAUGUGCAGUGUGCCCGCCAGCCGUUGGCAUCUGCCCUUUCCCGCGCUGGAGGCGUCGGUGGUGGGUGCUGACGCCCUGAGCGGGCUGUUUGAGAUCAUCUGUUUGUCUUCUCAUCAUUGAUUCUGGUGGUAAGCCCCAGAUUCUCUGCAUCUCUGCAUCAUAAAGGGAUGAUUGUUCCAUUAGACCUGUGGCUACUUUCUUGAAGAAGAAAGUCAUUAUGCUGAAGUCCAGAUGUGCUAACCUGUGGUGGGGCUAUAAGCUUUGAAUUCUUGUUCUCUAAGCUGAGAAGCGGGAGACUAAGUAAGAUUCCAGUGACUGCUCUCAGAGUGCCCAGGAACUGAGACCUGAAGCUGGUCAGUCUUGAAGGACCUGGAGGGAUUCCCAUCUCACUCUUGAGCUCUGAGAUGGCCUUGUCACAAGGUCUCGCCUUACCCACCACCUCUGUUCGUGACUCAGUGGAGUUUGAGACAGCACUGGCAGACCUCCAGGUGGAAUCUGGCUGUCCUAUCUGUCUGGAUUAUUUGAAAGAUCCAGUGACACUCAUCUGUGGGCACAACUUCUGUUACUCCUGCCUCAGUUUUUCCUGGAAGGAUCUAGAUGAUUGUUUCCCUUGCCCUGUCUGCCGAUUUUGCUUUCCAGAAAGGAACCUCAGGAAGAACCCCCAGCUCCGUAAUUUGAUUGAAGUUGCUCAGCUUCUUCAGAUCAGAAGGAGCAAGAGAAAGAGGCAGGAAGAAAGGCCUAUGUGUGAAAAGCACAAUCAAUUUCUGACCCUUUUCUGUGUGAAGGACCUAGAGAUUUUAUGUACACAGUGCAGUUUCUCUACCAAACACCGCAAGCACUACAUUUGCCCCAUUAAGAAAGCUGCUGCUUACCACAGGAAAAUCCUAAAAUGUAGCAUUGAGCCCAUGAAGAAUAAUGUGGAACGAGUUGGAAAGGUGAUAGCCCUGCAGUGCAGGAAAUCUGUGGCACUGAGGAAGAGGGUGAAACGCAGGAAACAGGAAAUACAUUGUGAAUUUGUGCAAAGUAGGCUGUUUCUACAGCAUGAGCAAGAGGUUAUUCUGAGACAGUUACGAGAUGAAGAGAUGAACAUUUUAGCCAAACUUCAUGAAAACAUUGUAACAUUUUCAGGGCAUGUUUCUACAUUAAAACAUCUGCUGAGGGAUGUGGAGGGCCAGUAUAUGAAGCCAGACUUGGAAUUACUCACCCAUGUCAAGAGUAUCCACCACAGAUAUCAAAACCUAAAACACCCUGAACUCUUCACAUUCAGUUUAAAGAAGUAUGGUUUUAGGCUUCCUGUGCAGUAUUCUGGCUUAGACAGAAUUAUUAAGCAAUUUCAAGUAAAUGUGAUUUUAGAUCUCAACACAGCGCACCCUCAUCUUCUUAUCUCUGAGAACAGAAAAGCUGUGCAGUAUGGAAGAACAAAGCAAAACGUUUGCUAUCACCCAAAGAGAUUUUAUCUGUGCCCUGCUGUCCUGGGUGCUAACCAGUUUAGUUCUGGAAGAUAUUACUGGGAGGUGGAAGUGGGAAACAAACCUAAAUGGACAUUGGGUAUAUGUCAAGGCUGUCUUCCUAGGAAUUGGCGGAAUCAGCCCUCAGUCCGAGAUGGCUUCUGGGCAGUUGGGCGAUGCACUAAGAGUGGAUGUGUUGCCUUGGGUCCCAGGAGAACCCAGCUUCUACCAGUAGCAGGGCCCAGGAGAGUUGGUAUUUUCCUAGAUUAUGAAUUGGGUGAGGUUUCCUUUUAUGAUAUGAGUGACAAGUCUCUUCUCUGUACUUUUCAAGAUUCUUUUACUGAAGCUGUUUGGCCAUAUUUCUGUGUUGGAACAGAUUCUGAACCUCUUAAAAUCUUACCAGUUCCAGAUCAUGAAAGAUAAAGAGCAUGGUGGUUAAUGAUUCUGUUUUAGUUAAUAGGGAUAACUUAGUAAAUUUUAAUUUUGUUAUUUCUGGAAUCCUUUAACAUUUUCCCACUGAAAACAAAAAUAGAUUUUUUCUCUUAUUUUCAGCAACUAGAGAAAAUGUGAUAGUAAUGUAAAUUUCAUAGAUGUUAUAAAUAUCAACUGUCAAGUUGUUUGAAUUCCAAUAUAAAAGAUUUGAAAAUUAACAUGCCCAAUAAAAUAUUUUGAUUUAUAAUGGCCCAUUAGAUUCUUUUUAAAAAUGAUGUCAGUCCUCUGAAGUUAUAUAAAUUGUUACUUAAAUGUCAUGCUUAUAUGUACGGACCUACUGUUAUGCUUACAUACAUGGACCUACUAAAUACUGGAUUCUUCUGUUUACCCCCAUAUAUAUCAUUAGAUGUUUCUGCUCUUUUAAUGUGUAUAUCAGUUGUCACGCUUGCCUUAUUUCUGUGGAAAAUAAAUUUUAAACUUGUAUACUCUUUUCCCACACACUUAAUACCUGUACAAAGCCAUAUUUCUGACUUCACGCCUACUUUUUAUAAAGAUUUAUUUAUUUGAAAGAGUUACAGAGAGCCAGAGGCAGAUAGAGACAGAGAGAGAGAGAGAGAGGUCUUCCAUCCACUGGUUCACUCCCCAGAUGGCCACAAUGGCUGGCGCCCUUCUGAUUGGAAGCCACAAGCCAGGAGCUUCUUUUGGCUCCCCCAUGUAGGUGCAGGGGCCCAAGGACUUGGGCCAUCUUCUGCUUUCCCAGGCCAUAGCAGAGUGCUGGAUCAGCACCAGGACUUGAACUGGUGCCCAUAUGGGAUGCCAGCACAGCAGGCGAUUGCUUUACCUGCUGUACCACAGCACCGGCCCCCACUCCUUUUAUUUUUCCCAUAACUUACUACUUCAGUUGCUAACUUCCUUGCCAUUUGGCUGUGGCUAUUCACCCUGAAAUGCCCCACCCCUGCUAUUUGCAAGUCUGACUCCCUCACCGUGUACUUUUGUUCAGAUUCCACGUUUCCCUAAGAUGCCUACCCUGGUCAGCCUGUCUCCCAUAGCUAACCUUCCCCUGCCCAUAGCACUCCCAUGCCCUUGACAUCUAUCUACUUUUUGUCUUGACCAUAGCAUUUGAUCAGCAUCCAACAUCCAACUCUUUAUUAUUUUAUUGUCUACUAUCUCUCCUUAAUGCUGCUUGAGGAGAAGAAUCUUUGUUUUGCUUGUCUUGUAUAAUUCUAGGCUGAUGGUAUUUGAUUAUUCAAUAGAGCAGAGUAAAAAAAAGUUCAGAACAGUAGGAAUAAAAAAAGAUCUUUAAAGAAAUACAAGCAACAGUGGUACCCAAAGUAUCAAAAGUGAGACUGGUUUCAUAUUUAUCAAAACCACCGUGUUUUCAAAAUUAUAAGGACGUCAGAUGUAGAAGCGUAUAUUUGGUUUAAUGAUCACAUAAAUAUGGGUAGAAAAGAAUCAUUUUCAGACAUGCAGAAUCCCUCAAACUUGACAACACUGCAACAUUUGAGAUGAUGACACUUGAAAAAAUAAAGAGGAAGGCAUAGGGUCAACCAGGAAAUCCAAAAGCAGAGAGAUCAGGUCCCAGAAUAGUGGUGAUUAGAAGGCUGAUAGCUUUACAGGCCUAAAGUAGGUUUUCCAGAUUGGAAUGUGACAGCCAGAAUGAUGCUCACAAGGGGGAAAAACCCUUAGAUCAAUUGGCCAUAUACUGAUAAAAACAUAAGAUAAAGAUAUAGGAGAUUGCAUAAUAUAAAAAGAGCAGAUGAACAGCAUGCAUAUGAAAAGGUAUUAGUAGAAGUGGGCAUUUGGCCCAUCUGUUAAGACUGCUGUAUCCUAUAUGAGUGCUGGUUCCAAUUCUGGCUGCUCCACUUCUGUUCCAUCUCCUUGCUAAUGGGCCUGGCAAAGCAGCAGAAGAUGGCCCAUUUGUUUGGGUCCCUGCCACGUGUGGGAGACUAAAAUGGAGUUCCAGGUGCCCGAUUUUAGCUGUUGUAGCCAUUUGGGGAGUGAACCAGCAGAUGGAAGAUUCUCUUCCCAUCGCCAACAUAAUUGUCUUUCAUAUAAAUAUU
Molecule: messenger RNA, 4011 nt
Organism: Oryctolagus cuniculus (rabbit)
Lineage: Eukaryota; Metazoa; Chordata; Mammalia; Lagomorpha; Leporidae
Product: tripartite motif-containing protein 60
Molecular function (GO): zinc ion binding; protein binding
Source: RefSeq, a predicted model, not a curated record